AUGGAUAGGCAAGAAUAUCCAACCAUGGUGGCCACUCUCGAGCCCGGCCAGGCCAUCAAUGUUCUCAACGACCGCGUCCGACAAGUUGGCCGUCUCAAUUCCGACAUCGCCGACUGGCUCCAAGUAAGACCACCGAGACGGACCACGCAGACACGGCAGGGCCAAGAGCUUAUACCACGCNAGGAACGAAGGAGACUCGAGGAACAAUACUCGGCUGCANUCUUCUCGGUACCAUGGACUACUCUCACCUCUGCGCUCGAGACGCUGGCCGAAUCGCACCAAGCACUGGCCCAGAGGAUCGAGGUCGACGUUGAGCGACCACUGCGCGACUUUGGCUCGACCAACCGCGAGAUGCAGGCCAUGUCGACCAUCCAGGGCAAUCUCGCCUCUAUGGCUCGCGACGUCGAGAAUGCUCAGAAAAAGUCGGAACGAUUGAACAACAAGGGAUCCAACAACGCCUCUCGCGCCGACUCUGAACUCGAGGGCGCACAGUCGCAGUGGACUUCUCAGUCGCCAUACGUCUUUGAGUCGCUGCAAUCUCUCGACGAGACCAGACUGAACCAUCUGAGGGACGUGCUCACCCAGUUCCAGACGCACGAGAUCGAUGCGAUUGAGAAGACGAGAGUGUCGGCCGAGUCGGUGCUGAACAUUUUGCUGAACAUCGAGACGGCGGAUGAGAUCAAGACAUACGCUCUGCGUGUCUCUAGUGGAGACAUGGUGCCGAGAGAGACAAAGGCCAGCCGCCGCCAGUCCAUGUUUGUUGCUCCUGCUCCUUCGCUGCAUCCUACCCCUCACCACGACGAUGGCGCGAGUAUGCGCUCGGGCACUGCACCAACAGAGCGAGCUUCAGAGCCCGAAAAGCAGAAAUCCGGCAAGGGGUUGAAGAGACUGGGCACGUUGCUCGGGCGGAACAAGAACCGUCAGAGCACCAUUCUUCCCGACAGAGUAUCCGAGUCGCCAGAGCGCAAGCCGUCGAGACCCUCGGCCUUCAACUCGCUGUCCAGUAGAUUUGGACGCAACCACGACUUGCCCACGCCGCUUGAAGAGAGCGAAGAGCCCACCCGCCCUCGCUCGCCUCUUCGUACCAUGACGAGCAACACCAACUCAUCGUACCGUGGCACUGCGAACGGCGACAAGGAGCUACCGCCCAUCGACGGCUCAGCCCAGUCUUUGGCUGCCGCCGGUCUUGCUCCCGAGUCAUACCACCACCCUUACCAGCAAAACAGCAGUUCCCAGCUGCAGGAGCCUCUGCAGCCUUCGCAGGCCUCGUUGCCCCUCCAGUCUAAUNUCUGCACCAUCUGCUUCAGACUUCUCUCAACCUAUGCAACCUAUGCAGCCCAUGCAACCCACCCAGCCUGUCCAGGCUUCUCGGAGCCGCCGCCUGCUGUUGAUCUCAUUUCGCAAGCCGAGAGAGAGGCUGCAGAAGCCAACGACGCCAACCAGCCCCAGUUCAAGCUGGAUAUCCGGAACGCUCCCAUCGCCGAAGAGGGCGGAGAUGCUGCUCUUACCACCAUGGCAAACACGCUCAAGAUGCAAGCUCCUCCUCCGACCUCACGUAGAGCAGGUACUGUCCGUGGCCGUCGCGAUAUGCGCGCUAGUGUAUACGGUCAAUCUCCAGUAACCACCCCGGAUGUCACCACCGAAGAUGGCCCUGUCACUACGGCCUUGCCUGUACUCCAGACAUCCCAAGAAGCAACACGCGCACCUCUGGAGAUCUCGACCACGUCUUUGUCGCCUACCCAGGGCCCCUCGUCUCCCAUGUUCACGUCAGCAUCGUCUACUUUCUCGCCCUUCCAUGGUUCUGCCCAAGCCACUGCAGCCAGCGUCUUUGCACGCCCAGCCUCGCGAGUUGGCGAGAGCGACUAUGAUGCAGGCUCCAUCCGCUCCGGUCGUUCGCUCAGCAGUUCGCAGAGCCAGACCAACAAGCAUCCCGAACUGCACGAGCCUGGUCUUAACAGCUCCAUCAUCGAGACCGUUAGUGCUUGGUUCGAGCAAGGUCAACUCACACGCAGCGUCACCAUUGGUGAAAUUGCCCUCGCCUACAACCCUACCAACUUCACAUCUCCCUUUGGCCACGAGAGCAUCCGCGUAGACGGAUUUUCAAGCUUGGAGAAGGUGGCCCCUAACCCAGCUUUCUUGACUGCUGCUGAGCAACCCGGCGAAUACAGCGUCAAUCUCGGUGGCAUCUCGAAAACGGCCGUCGCAUUCAAGUACCAAGUUUCCGCUCCUAGCGCAAGUGCUGCACCUCUGCUCCUCACUCCUGCCUGGAAGAUUGAACCCACACAAACCUCAGCUAUUCUCAGCUAUAGCUUGAAUCCUGCAUUCACCUUGCCUCCUGGACAAAGCAGCGUCACUCUGCAGAACGUAGUCUUGAUGCUCUACCUCGACCCCACCUCGCGCUGCAGCACCUGCCUCUCCAAACCAGUGGGAAACUUUGACAAGACCAAAAACUUGAUCUACUGGCAACUAGGCAACAUCACUCUUUCCUCGACGCCCGGUAAACUGCUUGCUCGCUUCCAGACUCCAGAGCAAGAAGCCAAGCCAGGACACAUUGAAGCAAAAUGGGAGGUCUCUGGUGCGGAGCUGGGAUCUGGCUUGGGCGUCUGUGUCAAGGAAGAUUCCAAGGAGACUGAAGCCGAUCCUUUUGCUGAUGAAUCACUGGGAGGCGCAGAAGCUGGGCAGUGGAAGAGGAUUUCGGAGGUCAGGAGGAUUGUGGCUGGAACCUAUCAGGCCAAGUAA
Aureobasidium uvarum is the source of this 2739-nucleotide messenger RNA. The record is from the annotation of a GenBank genome assembly. Lineage: Eukaryota; Fungi; Ascomycota; Dothideomycetes; Dothideales; Saccotheciaceae.